CUGACCAUGCCGCCAUGCCCCAAACGAGCCCCAGCAUGGAGCACUUGUGAGCUGCAGGACCUCAUCAGCGUUUGGGGUGAGGAAGCUGUGCAGUCACAGCUGCACUCCAGCCAUAGAAAUUAUGAUACCUAUGGGCAGAUAUCAAAGUCCAUGCUGCAGAGGGGCCAUGAACGGGACGCAUUGCAGUGCAGGGUUAAAGUAAAGGAGCUGCGGAGUGCCUAUUGCAAAGCCCAUGAGGGAAACCGCUGCUCAGGAGCUGCCCCCACGACCUGCCGUUUUUACAAGGAGCUGGAUGCCAUACUUGGGUGUGACCCCACUGCCAAUCCGAGGACCACGAUGGAGAGUUCAGAGCAGGGAGAAGAGGGGAAGGGUGUAGAGAAAACUGAGAGUGAGGCUACUGGUGUGGAGGGAGACACCCCGGAGUCCCAGGAGGCACGCAGCCAGGAGCUCUUCUCAAGCCAGGAGGAAGCUAGCCAGUCGCAGCAGCUGGAACUUGUUGGUGUAGAAGAAGCAGAGGAGCGGGUUCCCAUGUCCUUGAAUCCUCCAGCCCUAUCACAGCCUGCUGAAAGACUACAGAACUUGAGGCGGAAACCAAGGAAAAGCAAAGAAGAUUUGGUGAAAGCAGUUAUGAAUCAGUAUACCAGAGAGAAUAAGAGGCUGCAGGACUGGAGAGAGAAAAUGCAUCAGUGGAGGGAAACACAAAGCAGGAGAAAGGAAUUGGCUAUCAAGAAAAGCAGAAAGCAGCUGAUAAGCCUCCUGGCGCGCCAAACGGACUGUAUGCAGUCACUUGUAGCCAUGCAGGCAGAUCACUACCGUGCUAACCCCUCCUCCCCCAAAGCUCUCUCCCUUGUGCCCCAGUGUUUGCUCAAAACCCCUUUCUCCAGCGGCCUGGUUCUUACCACCACCAGCUGCCCCCAACACCUGUACGUUCACCUACCAGCCCUGAGAACUACGACCCUUACCCUAUGCACUCAACCCCUGUCACCAUGCAGCAUAUUAAUCCUGAAGUGCAGCAGGCAUUGCACAGCAAUCUAGGCAGGACAUAUUCAAACCUCUGAAUGUACAGUUCAGCACCCUACCCCCUGCCCUUUUAUGUACUGUAUUUUGAAUAAAUGAUUUCUUGGCUUUUAAAACAGUUUUUAUUAUUGCAGAAAGUGAAACAUACUGUACCCUAAGGGAAAAACAGGCACUGCAAAUCAUUGUAACCACUGCACUUCACUCCGGUGCAAGGCACCAAACAUUACUGUUGGCUUUCAGCCUCAAAUUUCUCCCUUAAGGCAUCCCUAAUCCUUGAAGCCCUGUGCUGGGUCUCUCUAGUAGCCCUGCUCUCUGGCUGUGCAA
Molecule: messenger RNA, 1341 nt
Organism: Gopherus flavomarginatus (Mexican gopher tortoise)
Lineage: Eukaryota; Metazoa; Chordata; Testudines; Testudinidae
Exons: 2
Coding region: 7-1035 (342 amino acids)
Source: RefSeq, a predicted model, not a curated record